AUGGGCGGCACCGCCGCGCUGCUGCACGCGCACCUCGGCCACCGCGCCGUCUCGUUUGGCGCGCGGGCCCGGCUCGUCGCGCACGCGCCGGGGCUCGCCCUGCAUGAGCACGACACCUUCCACCACAACGUGCCCAUGUUCCUCGAGCGCGAGGGCCUGCUGGUGCCGCUGCUGAAGCGCGAGCUCCUCGCGCUGCUCCAGGGGUAG
Emiliania huxleyi CCMP1516 is the source of this 207-nucleotide messenger RNA. RefSeq lists its product as hypothetical. The record is from RefSeq and is a predicted model, not a curated record. The coding region runs from base 1 to 207 and encodes 68 amino acids. The transcript has 2 exons. Lineage: Eukaryota; Haptophyta; Isochrysidales; Noelaerhabdaceae.